GGGGACCUUAUGGGCCGCGUCGCGGAGACUUCUGGGAGUGCUCCCUCUCUCUCUCUCUCUCUCAGUGCGCAGGCGCGGGGCUGCGAGUGGACAUUUUGGUCUUUGUCCGCGGGUCAGUCCGGCCCCUGGGUCCACGUGGCGCGUAAACUAGGAGGGCUACUUCCUGUUCAUCCCUGGAAACUGCACCUUCUUCGGGCUGAGUUCUAGCAUGGUACUUUGACCCUAGCAUUAACCUUCUCGUGCUGUGUCAUUCCUCAGUAGCAGGUUAUAAACUGACUGAGCUGUAUGUGAACUUCUGUGGAGGCAGGAAGACUGCUUGAGAGUAGAAAAAGUGGAAAGGAAACCUGUCCAGAGAAGCACUGCAAAUGUAGGAAAUGUGGAAGUACCUUCAGUCAAAAGUAAAUCUUCAUUCUUCAAACAAUUCAUAUUGGAGAGAUAUCUUGUGAAUGUUGGAUAACUUCCUUUCAGAUGUCACAACUCAGUCAGCAGAACAACUGUAGUGGGGAAUACCCCUUUGCCUGCAAGGUAUGUGGGAAGAUUUUCAGUCACAAAUCAACUCUAACUGAGCAUGAAAAUUUUCAUAAUAGAGAGAAACCUUUUGAGUGUAACGAAUGUGGCAAAGCCUUCAGUCAAAAGCAGUAUGUCAUUAAACAUCAGAACACCCAUACUGGGGAGAAGCUUUUUGAAUGUAAUGAGUGUGGAAAAUCUUUUAGUCAAAAGGAAAACCUCCUUACCCAUCAGAAAAUUCACACCGGAGAGAAACCUUUUCAGUGCAAGGAUUGUGGAAAAGCUUUCAUCCAGAAGUCAAACCUUAUCAGACACCAAAGAACUCACACAGGAGAGAAACCCUUUGUAUGUAAAGAGUGUGGAAAAACCUUCAGUGGCAAAUCAAACCUUACUGAGCAUGAAAAAAUUCACAUUGGAGAGAAACCCUUUAAAUGUAACGAAUGUGGAACAGCUUUUGGCCAGAAGAAGUACCUUAUAAAACAUCAAAACAUUCAUACUGGAGAGAAGCCCUAUGAAUGUAAUGAAUGUGGGAAAGCCUUCUCUCAACGAACGUCCCUUAUUGUACAUGUGAGAAUUCAUUCAGGUGAUAAACCUUAUGAAUGCAAUGUAUGUGGAAAAGCCUUCUCUCAAAGUUCAUCUCUUACUGUGCAUGUGAGAAGCCAUACAGGUGAGAAACCCUAUGGUUGUAAUGAAUGUGGGAAAGCCUUCUCUCAAUUCUCAACGCUUGCCCUGCACUUAAGAAUACACACAGGUAAAAAGCCUUACCAAUGCAGUGAAUGUGGAAAAGCUUUUAGUCAGAAAUCACACCACAUUAGACACCAGAAAAUUCAUACCCAUUAAAAAUCCUGUCAAAAUCUUGAAAACUAGAAUGUAUUCAUCAAGAUUUUAAACUUCAUAGAAUACCAGAAGUAAUCAUUCUGAAGAAGACAUCACAAGUGAGGAAACUAAAACUAAAAAUAUGUAGGACAUCAGAUGAUUCACAUUGAGAAGAAAGACGGUUGUAUGAUGCAGAGCUCGUGCCCAACAAAAAUGCUACAGCUAAGCAAUGCUGAAACUUUUAGUCAUAUUUCCACUAAGACUGAAGUAGAAAAUCUGCUCGUUAUCUUUGCUGUCUGCGUAGAUAGAGAUCUUCAAUAUACUAAGAAAUAAGUUUGAAAUUCUGGAAAGAAAAAGACUGAUAUUGAUUUAGCGGAACAGAAGAGAUACUAGAAAUACCUAUGCAUUAUUAGAAUUUAGAGCAUGACAGAAAUGAUACUAGGAGGUAAGAAGAUGUGCAACUGUCUUCUAAAUGAUAGAAGUAAUUAAUCUCCUAGGGAAAAAACGACUAUAAACUCUACAAAAGGGUAAGGUCAAGGGAUUAAACCAGAAAUAUGAAAACUAUAUAAUUAGAUAGUUACGACUUUGGGAGUAGGAAAACAUUCCUUGUAAUGAAUUCAAAAUUAUCUAGCAAUUCUACUCUGGAGUAUAUACCAAGCUAUUUACUGUGGCAUGAUUUGUAGUAGCCAUAAAUUGGAAACAACUAACCAUUAGGAGCCAAAUGGGAAAUGCGUAAUACUGUAUAUCUGUAAUAUGGAAUAAAUGAGAUCUACAUGUCUUAACUGAGAAAGAUAUCUAAAAUGUUGAGGGGGUAAAAAUGAAGUCUUGGGGGCUAACACUUGUUAGUUUCAAUAUUAAUUUGAUUUUGUACAUUUGAAUUAAGACUUCCCUCAUAAGAUUCAGUACUAUAUAUUGAUAGUAGAUACAUAUAAGUGUGUGUGUUUUAUGUUUUUGAAAUGAAUUGGAAGGAUACGGCCCACUUUUGGUAGUGGUUACCUGUGAGGACUGAAGAGAAGAGAAUGAGUGGGAUAUAGAGUAGGGUUGGUUAAAGGCAAUAUGAGUUUUAUAUAUAGAUACACAUUUAAAAACAAAAACCUGCAAUGAAAUAUUCAAGAUACUAGAUAACUCUGUAUUGUGGUAUAUGGAUAUUUUGUCUUAUUUUUUGUACUUUUCUGUAUUUUUAAACUUUCUCAAGAAAAGGGGUGAGGAUGGGAACACUGUACUUGUAGAAUCAUCUUCUAAUGGAUUCAGUCCCAGUCAAAUACUAAACUUUUUAUAGAAAAUAUUUCUAAAAUUUUAUCAAUAAGUGGAUGAACUUUCUCUUUAUGUAAUAUGAAAUUAUCUAUUUUAUUAAAAAGUUAAAUGAUAGCAUAAGCCAGAUCUGUUUUAAUAUAUUUUUGUGUUAUUGUGUACCCUGUAUGGUCUGUAUCUUCACAUAUCUAACAUUUUCAACAUCAUUUGAGUUUAGAGUUUCUAAAGAACUUUUAGUUAAAUAAGGGUAUGUGCAUAGACUUAAUAUAAUUUGUCUUUUUCAGAUAAAAUGAAUUUUGAAUGUUAGUUUCCCUGUCCUGUAAAUGUCCAUGUGAACAGCUUGUGCAUAAAAACAAAUCACAUUUUGGAUUGUUUUGAUUUUUAAAAAGAGGAAAACAUUUCUGCCUCCCAUAAUGUCUGUAAUUAAAUGCCAGCAUCUCAAGUUUUAACCUGCACACUAUUUCAUUCCUUCUGUUGCUUUAACAGAUACCUAUUUUUUUUUUUUAGCUUUACUGAGGUAUAAUUGACAAAUAAAAUUGUAAAAUAUU
This is a messenger RNA of Erinaceus europaeus (western European hedgehog), 3122 nucleotides long. RefSeq names its product zinc finger protein 146 (gene ZNF146). The coding region runs from base 469 to 1347 and encodes 292 amino acids. NCBI's taxonomy places the organism in Eukaryota, Metazoa, Chordata, Mammalia, Eulipotyphla, Erinaceidae. Gene Ontology annotation, biological process: regulation of transcription by RNA polymerase II. The record is from RefSeq and is a predicted model, not a curated record. Gene Ontology annotation, molecular function: RNA polymerase II cis-regulatory region sequence-specific DNA binding; DNA-binding transcription factor activity, RNA polymerase II-specific. The transcript is spliced from 3 exons.